ACUAGCUGUUGUGCGCCUGCGCUUCGGCCAGAGCUCCUCUGCGGGCGGUGGGGCUAGGGUGGUGUUAUGGCGGAUCCCGCAGCUCCUAACCGGUCUGGACAAGGCGCGGGAAAUCUGGGGGUUCAGGAGGCGGCGGGUCCUCGAGGAGCCCUGGUGGAGCUCACCCCGACCCCCAGCGGCCUGACUCUGGUGAGCCCCUACCACACCCACCGGGUUGGGGACCCCUUAGACCUCGUGGCGCUCGCCGAGCAGGUGCAGAAGGCUGAUGAAUUCAUCCGAGCAAAUGCUACUAACAAGCUGACAGUCAUCGCAGAGCAAAUCCAACAUUUGCAGGAACAAGCUAGGAAGGUGCUGGAAGAUGCUCGAAGAGAUGCUGACUUGCACCACGUAGCUUGUAAUAUGGUGAAAAAACCUGGCAACAUUUACUAUCUAUACCAGCAGGAAAGUGGCCAGCAGUACUUUUCCAUCAUUUCUCCAGAGGAAUGGGGAGCAGGCUGUCCGCAUGAAUUCCUUGGUGCCUACAAACUGCAACAUGACAUGUCAUGGACUCCCUAUCAAGACAUUGAGAAGCAAGAUGCUAAAAUCAGCUUGAUGGACAAGCUGCUGAGCCAGCCUGUGGCCUUGCCCCCAAGCAUUGAGCCCGCCUUCCAGGGACUGACUCACUGAGUAUGACUCUGAUGACAUAGCAGCCCUCAUGACAAAGGCCUGCCACUACUGCCUCCUUGUCUGCAUCCUCUUCCUGGGGGUGGGUCAUGAGGACUGUGGGUAUUGUGGUGAAUGAUGAACUACUUGGAAGAUGACCUUGGUGAAUGUAGCUGCUGUUGCUGUCAGGUGGGGUGGUAAGGAAUCACAGAACUCCUGUGGGAUCUUCUUGGGUCCACUGGUGCCCAGUUUCAAAGGCUUGGCUAGCGCUUUCCUUCACCUCCAGCUGUUCUUCUCGUGAGUCAGAACACUGGAGAAAGAGGAGCUUUCUUCCUAGCAAGUUGGUAGGUGGUUUUCCAAAAGGAACCAUUUUUCUGUCUUUAGUGUUGGGUUGGUAUUGAAGGUGUUGCCAUACCAAGGUGGUAUCAUAGGCGGUGCCAUGCCAAUUUCAGGUUGACCCAGGAACCCCGGCGUUGCCUAAGGAGGAUUAAAAAAACAAACAAAAA
Messenger RNA from Meriones unguiculatus (Mongolian gerbil), 1148 nucleotides. RefSeq names its product chromosome 3 C1orf50 homolog (gene C3H1orf50). The transcript is spliced from 5 exons. The coding region runs from base 67 to 666 and encodes 199 amino acids. Lineage: Eukaryota; Metazoa; Chordata; Mammalia; Rodentia; Muridae. The record is from RefSeq and is a predicted model, not a curated record.